UGGCGCCGUCCUUCUCGGGCCGCCUCGGCCCGGCUGCGCGCCCGGAGCCCUCGGGUUCGAGUCCGUGUCUUCACUUUGUGUCCGGGCUCCGGCCCUGGCUGGGGAGACCCCGGAACCCUGUCAAUGGCCGAGUGCUUCCUGCUUCCUAGUCCCCGCGGCGGCUUCAGAGCCAGUAGCGCGGUGCCGCUGCCUCCAUCGCCUGGGGACUCCGCUUGUGGAAACUGAGGCACACAGGGGUGGGGCAGCCGAAUGGGGAAGGAAAAGGAGUGGCAUUCUACGGAGGAUUGUGGUUGGUGUCGAAACCGGACUUGUCUGGGGCUGGGGACUAAGAAAUCGGGUACAAAGUAAGAAAAUUAAAGUUCAAGACCAUGGGAGAUACAGCAAAACCUUACUUUAUGAAGCGCACUAAAGACCGUGGAAUUACUGAUGAUGAUGAUUUCAGAAGGGGUCAUCCCCAACAAGAUUAUUUAAUAAUGGAUGAUUAUGCUAAAGGCCAUAGCAAUAAAAUGGAAAAAGGCCUUCCAAAAAAAAAGAUAGCACCCGGGAACUAUGGGAAUGCCCCCAGGAAAGGACCAUAUGCCGUUUCCAGCAAUCCCUAUGCAUUUAAAAACCCAAUUUACAGUCAGCCUGCUUGGAUGAAUGACAACCACAAAGAUCAAAAUAAGAGAUGGCUGCCUGAUGAACUUACUAGUAGUGCAGAUAGCUGGAGAGAGUUCAAGCCUGGACCUAGGAUUCCUACCAUCAGCCGGUCAAGGAAAGAAUCCUUUCAAGAAAGUGAAGAUUGCUACCGGUGGCCGGAGGGGAGAGGCUGCAGAGCAGUUAGACGGCUGUUUCAGAAGGACCUCACCAGCCUGGAAGCCAUGUCAGAAAUGGAAGCAGGAAGUCCAGAAACCAAGAAACAGCGGUCCAGACCUCGGAAGCCACGAAGGACUAGAAAUGAGGAAAGUGAGCAGGAUGGAGAGUUGGAAGGUCCUGUGAUCGAUGAGUCUGCACUUUCAACAAAGGAACUUCUGGGCUUGCAUCAGGCUGAGGAACGACUCAAGAGAGACUGCAUUGACAGGCUAAAAAGGCGACCACGAAGUUGCCCUACAGCCAAGUACACCUGCAAGCUGUGUGAUGCUCUGAUUGACUCCAUCCCAUUUGCUCAUAAGCACAUCAAGGAGAAGAGGCACAAGAAGAACCUCAAGGAAAAGCAGGAGGAAGAGCUGCUCACCACGCUGCCCCCGCCCGCGCCCUCCCAGAUCAGUGCAGUUGGCAGCGCCAUUGACAAAGUGGUGCAGGAGUUUGGUUUGCACAGUGAAAACUUGGAUCAGAGACUAGAAAUUAAGCAUGUCAUGGAAAGUGUGUUCCAGCACAAACUACCAGACUGUUCUCUUAGGCUGUAUGGAUCUUCCUGUAGCAGACUUGGCUUCAGAGACUCAGAUGUGAACAUUGAUGUUCAGUUUCCAGCAAUCAUGUCUCAGCCAGAUGUCCUCUUACUUGUUCAAGAAUGUUUAAAGAACAGUGACUCCUUCACUGAUGUUGAUGCUGACUUCCAUGCCCGGGUGCCCGUGGUACUGUGCAGAGAUAAGCAAAGUGGUCUUCUUUGUAAAGUGAGCGCAGGAAAUGAAAAUGCUUAUCUGACCACAAAGCAUUUAACGGCUCUUGGAAAACUAGAGCCGAGGCUGGUUCCUCUGGUGAUUGCAUUUAGACACUGGGCAAAGCUUUGCAGCAUCGAUCGCCCUGAAGAAGGAGGCCUGCCGCCAUAUGUGUUUGCUCUGAUGGCCGUUUUCUUUCUUCAGCAAAGGAAAGAACCUCUCUUGCCAGUUUAUCUAGGAUCAUGGAUUGAAGAAUUCUCCUUAAACAAAUUAGGGAAUUUCAGCCUUAAAGACAUUGAGAAGGACUCUGUGGUCUGGGAGUACACCGGUGACACCGCAGGAGGCGCCAGCACCACCAAAGAGGAGGCACCCGGAGAGACUGCGGCGAAGAAGGGGCAGGUUCCACUGACAUUUAAUAUAAAACACGAGCCUUCAGUGCCAGUUGGGCAACUCUGGGUGGAAUUGCUACGGUUCUAUGCUUUAGAGUUUAAUCUGGCUGAUUUAGUGAUCAGUAUUCGUGUCAAAGAAUUGAUAUCCCGGGAAUCCAAGGACUGGCCCAAAAAGCGCAUCGCUAUUGAAGACCCCUAUUCUGUUAAAAGAAAUGUGGCAAGGACCCUGAAUAACCAACCUGUGUUUGAGUAUAUACUUCAUUGUUUGAGGACAACAUACAAAUACUUCGCUCUCCCACACAGAGUUACAAAACCCAACCUCACAAAGCCUCCUGGCCCCAUUACCCAUGUUUCAGACCCAUAUAAAGAAGCAAGAAGUUGUGGCCCAAAGCUCCAAGAGGCAGAUACUGAUAAACUGGGAAAAGCAGCUGUGGCUCAAGGUCCUGGUAUUCCCACCUCAGGUUCCUGCAAGGCACAACCGCUUACUCUUAAAGAUACCACUGAACUGCUGGGAAGCCCACCAAAGGAGGAAAUAGGAAGUGUGCACAUUCAGAUACACCAGGAAAGCUCUGGCUAUGUCCAAGCAGAGGUCAGUUGCGAGGGUUGUGAGGAUGCCGCAGCACAGCAUCAAGAAACAGGAAGUGACAACAAGGAAGUCAGAAGGAAGUCCAGGCAUCUUUUGAGCUCUGAUGAUCAAGAUUUAAGCAGCAGCAAGCAUCCAGAACUUAAGAACUAUGGCAGCCUUUGUGGUCUCCAAGCAGACAACACUCUGGAGUUGGUAGGGCUCCGGAGCCCUGGCACUGAAGAGUGUGGCAGCUGUGCCUCCUCGGAUGACAAGGUUGAUAUCAAUGAAGAAAACACAGAAGGGUCUCUGAAUUGCUUCUCCCCUCUAGUCCCGGGCCAGGCAUCAGCAGUCAUGCACUUUGAUGACGACGACGACGACGAGGAUGAGGAUGAGGAUGAGGAGCCCAGGCUCAGUAUGAACCACACAGAAGAUGAGGAGGAGCUUGUUAGUGAACAUCAGGGGGAUAACAGACACAUUGGGUCAGGGGAGGAGGAUGCCCUCUCUGAAGAGGAUGACUUAGCUGAGCUUGCUAAGGGUGAAGAUCUAGAAGAGUCUGGAGAACACAUGGGUGGGACUCUGCUCAUAGACCUAAACAGAAUAAGUCUUAAUGAAAAAAGCUUUCCUGAGGAAAAUUCACCCAGGGACCAGUCGGACUUCUUCUAUGAAUUUAGAAAACUGACCUUCACCAAAGGCAAGUCUCCCACAGUUGUGUGCAGCUUGUGUAAACGAGAAGGUCAUCUAAAGAAGGACUGUCCUGAGGACUUCAAGAGAAUCCAACUGGAACCUUUGCCACCACUGACACCCAAGUUCUCAAAUAUCUUAGAUCAAGUUUGCAUCCAGUGUUACAAGGAUUUUUCUCCAACUCUUGUUGAAGAUCAGGCUCGUGAACAUAUCCGGCAAAAUCUAGAAAGUUUCAUAAAACAGGACUUUCCAGGAACUAAAUUGAGCUUGUUUGGCUCCUCCAAAAAUGGAUUUGGGUUCAAACAGAGUGACCUUGACGUCUGUAUGACAAUUAACGGACAUGAGACUGCUGAGGGGUUGGACUGUGUAAGAACUAUUGAGGAGCUGGCAAGAGUCCUCAGAAAGCAUUCAGGGUUGAGGAACAUCCUGCCCAUUACAACAGCAAAGGUGCCCAUCGUGAAGUUCUUCCACCUAAGAAGUGGGCUAGAGGUAGACAUCAGCUUGUAUAACACACUGGCUCUUCAUAACACAAGACUCUUGUCUGCAUACUCAGCCAUUGACCCCAGAGUGAAGUAUUUGUGCUACACCAUGAAAGUGUUCACAAAGAUGUGUGACAUCGGUGAUGCAUCCAGAGGCAGCUUGUCAUCCUACGCCUACACUCUUAUGGUGCUAUAUUUCCUUCAGCAAAGGUCUCCACCUGUCAUCCCUGUGCUUCAAGAGAUAUACAAAGGUGAAAAGAAACCGGAAAUACUUGUUGAUGGCUGGAAUAUUUACUUUUUUGAUCAAAUAGAUGAACUGCCCACUUGUUGGCCAGAAUAUGGAAAAAAUACAGAAUCUGUUGGGCAGCUGUGGUUGGGACUUCUCCGAUUCUAUACAGAGGAGUUUGAUUUUAAGGAGCAUGUAAUCAGCAUCAGAAGAAAAGGUCUGCUUACAACUUUUAAGAAACAGUGGACCUCAAAAUACAUCGUUAUUGAAGAUCCCUUUGAUUUGAAUCAUAAUCUUGGUGCUGGAUUAUCAAGAAAAAUGACAAAUUUUAUAAUGAAAGCUUUUAUCAAUGGUAGAAGAGUAUUUGGAAUUCCAGUCAAAGGAUUUCCAAAGGACUACCCCUCAAAAAUGGAAUACUUCUUUGAUCCGGAUGUCCUAACUGAGGGAGAACUGGCUCCGAAUGACAGGUGUUGCCGAAUUUGUGGAAAAAUUGGACACUUCAUGAAGGACUGUCCCAUGAGGAGAAAAGUGAGGCGACGGCGAGACCAGGAAGAUACCCCAAACCAAAGAUACUCUGAGAGCAAAGAAAAAAGAAGCAAAGAGGACAAAGAAAUUCAGAACAAGUACACAGAGAAGGAAGUGUCAACAAAAGAAGAUAAGCCCACACAGUGCACAGCUACGAAAUCAAAGCUGGUGAGGGCAGUUGUAGACCUGGGGCGGGAGAAGAUUCUCAGGACACCAGUGGAAAAAUGGAAGAGACAGGAUGACAAAGACUUAAGAGAAAAACGUUGUUUCAUUUGUGGAAGAGAAGGACACAUUAAAAAGGAAUGCCCACAGUUCAAAGGCUCUCCAGGUUUGUGUAAGUCAGAUUAUGUGUCUGGAUACUCUUCACCUAGCCCUUUGAGACCAGUGGCUCAGGUAACAGCCAGCCCAAACCUGAGAAGGGAGCCCUCUUCACUCUGUCCUGCCCACUCCUCUGAGUCUUCUGGAGUGCUUGGAGCUCCUGGCUGGCCUGUGUGCUUACCCUUUCUGCGCCCCAUGUACUGUGUGGCAGUGCUUUUACAUGAAGACAAAAAGAAACAAAAAACAACCAUAUUUUUGAGUCCCCAGUCAGGUGACUCCUAUGAGAGAGUUGUUUGUACCCCUCCCAGGGGUAGUGACCUACAGGUUGAGAAUCACUGCCUAAAAGGUAGCCUUUCCAGUAAAUAUCUGACUCAGGGGAAAGCCUCAGUGAAGAGGACCCAGCAAGAAUCAUGAGGGAAGGAAAUGCAGCCCUGGAAAUGGCCACUGCAGCGUCCCUACCCACUUGGAAAAUUAGGUUCACUUCACAGGACAUAGGAACACAGAUCAGGCUUAACCGUUGAGGGAGAUGUCGGAAUUUUUAAAGUUUUAAUGAAAUUGUUAAUGAGGAAAAGAAAAUUUUAAUACAGUCUUAACAUCAAUCCCCAGAGAUUUGAGGAUUUUAAUAGAAAGCUAUGAUGUAUUUAAGCCAACUUCAAAGAAAAAAAAAUAUAACUGUGAGCCAGUAUUCAAUGACUACAGCGUCAUGGUUUUUCAUUCUUUCAAAGCACACUAAAAAUAGUGUGCUGUUCACGUGGGGAGGAAUUAGUCCUCCUUUCUCUAGGCAUCCCUUUUGAUUUCCAAGAGGGGAGUCUAUCUCUUGCUGGAUCCUGGUGUGGAUGCACAUCAAAUAUGUGUGGACUAUCCUGCUGUAGUUAGGGUCUACCAGCAUUAUUCGUGGUUCUUGUAGAAGUGAUAACACAAUGCAGGCACCUAUCAGUGUAGGCCUCAGUGGACUGCAGAACCACUGACUUACUCUGGGGCUUCCUUCUCUAAGUAAAUUGACACAGAACUGUUGUGCUCAUAAAAAUGAAGUCAUGAAAACAAGUAGUCCUGUUUGCUGGUCUUAAAAAAGAAAUUUUCAAGGGGAAAAUGACAGAAUAAAAGUGCUUUUUACUUUUUAUGAUACUCAGAAAUUAGGGUGGGGAACUUUUACAAACCUGAAGAUCAAAGAGGCUGCUGUCUCUACUAGUCACAAGUUUGAUUGGCAUCCUUAUGGGUCUGACUGGAGCCCUCUCUGAACUGUUUCUCUAACUUCACAAGCCUUUCUGAAAUAGUACAUGGUCAGAACUAUGCCUCAGUUUAUUUAUCAUUUUAAAAUAAAAUCGAACUUUCAACCUGUAA
This is a messenger RNA of Peromyscus leucopus (white-footed mouse), 6101 nucleotides long. RefSeq names its product terminal uridylyl transferase 7 (gene Tut7). The transcript is spliced from 30 exons. Gene Ontology annotation, molecular function: nucleic acid binding; RNA uridylyltransferase activity; zinc ion binding. The record is from RefSeq and is a predicted model, not a curated record. Bases 369 to 5174 code for a protein of 1601 amino acids. NCBI's taxonomy places the organism in Eukaryota, Metazoa, Chordata, Mammalia, Rodentia, Cricetidae.